Molecule: messenger RNA, 1947 nt
Organism: Drepanopeziza brunnea f. sp. 'multigermtubi' MB_m1
Lineage: Eukaryota; Fungi; Ascomycota; Leotiomycetes; Helotiales; Drepanopezizaceae
Source: RefSeq, a predicted model, not a curated record
AUGUCCAACUUUCGCAAAAUUCGCCCCUCGUUUGGGGAGAACAGUCCUUCGACUGGUAACCCAAGCCAGUCUACGUCCGAAAGUACGGGAUCUGACCCACGUCGUCCCCGUGGCGACAAAGACACACCUGAUGCCAGCAGUUCCUCCUCCUCCAAACGGCGACGAGUUCCCGAAUCAGUGACUCGCAAUGCCUGUCUCAAUUGCAAGAAGGCGCGAGCAAAGUGCGAUGGCAAGAAGCCAUGCAAGAGGUGCGCGACGCGGGUCGAGACCUCGGAAUGCAUCUACGAAGUCCACAUCAAGCACGCGAAAGAGGAGCUGGUCAAGCAGAUCAAGGAGCUUAGGGCCAAGGACCAUAUGACCGAACAGAUUCUGCAAGCUUUAUCCACCGACGAGAAGGUGCCAGAGAUCCUCGACCGACUGAAGCGUGGCGAGACAUACGACAGUAUCGUCGAAUGGCUGGGCCGCUCCCCCAUGGGCGAAUUCGAGACGCUGUCGCCCAGGGACUCGCAUCUUUCUUUGCUCGAUGCGUCUGACCACGAAAUGACUGGCGUCCCAGCCAACAACUGGACGACUGUUACAUCCAACACAGCAAUUCUUGACCACCUAUUCCAGCUCUACUUUGCCUGGGUGCACCCAGUACACACGCUGUUCAGUGAACCACGUUUCGUCGAGAGCUACCAAAGAUGGCUGGACAACUUUUGCUCGCCCGUGCUCGUGAACGCAAUCUGUGCAAUGGCCUGCCACUUGCACACUGCGGCAGACGGAGACGAAGUUGACUAUGAGCAACUCGGCGUGGAAUUUAGUGAUGCUGUUCGCGCAACUCUCGACCCCAGUGACUGCAGGCUCACGUCGAUACAAGCCUUCGCUGUGAUGUAUCUGGUAGACUGCGCCCGUGGCCAUGCAUUGCGCGCUGUGUCCUACCUGAAGACAGCGACCGAGUAUUUACCUGCGGUCGCGUUCCAGGACACCGACGGCUUUGGGGACUCUUGGAAAGACACCGUGCGUGGGAUUCGAAACCUGAACAUUGAAUGGGCCCAAAUGACCUUCCAAGCACCACCGAUCAUCGAUUUGGCAGCAUACGAUGGCGUAGAAGCGAAUGAUGCCAAUCAGGAUAUUGCGAAAUGGUACAUCUAUCGCUAUGCCAAACAGCAGCCGGAGGCUUGGCCGAGCCUACUAGCAACCACAAACAGGGAGAAGUCGAAGUUGAAUGCAAUUCUGCAGGAUAUUGCGUUGAUGAUCUAUACUCGGCGAGACAUCCACAUAUCUGCGAAGCAAUUCCUACACCAGUACGAGAGACUUAAAAAGUGGCGAGAAGGGUUACCAGACGAGAUCGGAAACAUCGAAGGGCAAGAUCGUCCAGUACUGCCUCAUGUGCUUUAUCUGCUUCGUGCAGUUGCUCAGGCCAUUACUGGACUUCAAGGGAUUUCCGUCAUCACUGGUGGAGGAGACCAUAUGGACAUGCGCCCAAGAAGGUUUGAUGUUACUCGACAGCUGACAGACGUUAUCGCCCGGUUUUUCCCCGGAGGAGCUGCAGGGGGUAGUAAAGAUGGAGCCGAGGCCGUACAAUUUGGCAUGGAGCUUCUCGUGGAAUCUCGCGUGGGAUUCCCCAUUGCUGGUCCGCUCCAGGAAAUGUUGAGGCGGUCUGCAAACGAGUGCGCUAUCCUCCUCCCUCGGAAUUUGACCGAGCUCAUGCAGUCGCCCAAGCCGCCCCAGCAAGUCUAUCGAAUUGAUGAUUUCUUGGGGGCAUGUGGCAGAUCCACGUAUGUGCAACCAAAUUUCGAGACGCAUCAGAGAUAUAGUCCAUCAUUUUCUUCUGAGUGGUCGUCUCUGGGGCAUAUUUAUGGAUUUCGUGAAUCGACAACUGGUGCUCGAAGACUGCGGGUUCCAUCUGCAGAGGAGAGAGCCCCCAACAUUAGCCUGGCUGGCCGACCAUUCCGCUCCACGUAG